AUGCAAUUACCGAACCUCCAACAGAUCCCAGUUUCUGCUGGACUUGAUGUUAUAUUCGACGCAUACCAGGCGGAUGGUUGUGUGGUCAUCAAAGGAUUUCUCAGCCACACCGAGGUCGAAAAGAUUAAUCGUGAAGUCCAACCCGCGUUAGAUGGCUUACAACUUGGAAAGCCUGGCUGCGCAUUGGAGGAUUUCCUGGGGCGCCACACCAAGCGCCUUCCGGUCACCCCACAUAGCCAGACAUUCCGUGAUGGGCCUCUGGAGAACGAUUUGGUCCACGGAUUGAGUGAAAGGGUCUUCGUCAAAGAACCCGGGGACGGAUACCACAUAAACUGCGCCCAGAUUAUUGACCUCAGUCCUGGAAGUAAGGCGCAGCCUCUCCAUCGGGACCAGGACCUAUGGCCAUUUUGGAAAUACGUUCCACCGUCCGGCCCAGAGGCAUGUAUCAACUUUCUCUGUGCCCUGACUCCUUUCACCGAGGUCAAUGGCGCCACCCGGGUGGCCCCGAGAACUCACCUGGACCCUUACCAGGGGGCUAUCAGUACUACAGAGACCGUUCCGGUGGAAAUGAACCCUGGGGAUGCCCUCUUCUUUUCUGGAAAGCUUGUCCAUGGCGGAGGGGAGAAUAUGACAGAUGGCCUCCGUCGUGGCCUCGCUAUGCACAUCGCACGCAGCGGACUUCUGACCGAAGAAGCCCACGCAUUGACGAUUCCUCGUGCGAUUGCCGAAACGAUGUCAUAUAGGGCUCAAGCAAUGUUUGGCUUCCGCAGCACCUGGCCUAUUGACCAUGGUCCAGUGUCUACCUUCUGGGCAAACAAUUUCGAGGAGAUUGGAGAGCAUCUGGGCUUGAAAAAGAAGCAGCCAAUUGUCGCUUGA
Molecule: messenger RNA, 876 nt
Organism: Penicillium malachiteum
Lineage: Eukaryota; Fungi; Ascomycota; Eurotiomycetes; Eurotiales; Aspergillaceae
Product: phytanoyl-CoA dioxygenase family protein
Exons: 1
Coding region: 1-876 (291 amino acids)
Source: RefSeq, a predicted model, not a curated record